This is a messenger RNA of Pangasianodon hypophthalmus (striped catfish), 3604 nucleotides long. Its product is annotated as lysine-specific histone demethylase 2. The coding region runs from base 199 to 2868 and encodes 889 amino acids. Gene Ontology annotation, molecular function: oxidoreductase activity; zinc ion binding; protein binding. The transcript is spliced from 21 exons. Lineage: Eukaryota; Metazoa; Chordata; Actinopteri; Siluriformes; Pangasiidae. The record is from RefSeq and is a predicted model, not a curated record.
CGGGUAUUAUUAUCUUACUAAACCGGAAGUUGUAGUAACGUUAAACGGUUUAAGGUCGGGCUGGCUUUUCUUCCCGUUUUAAACUCAAAAUUCGGAUUUGCAGAAUAAACAUAUAAGCUUGUGGUGUUGUUUAAGUUGUAUAGUUCAGUGAAAACAAGGCGGCGUGGUGUGUUUAGAGGGACAACGCGGCUCGGUGCUAUGCUGUCGGACGCAGAUUACGGGGGAACGACGUCCUGUGGUCGUUCUCGGGGGAAGAAGAGAGCCGCAGCAGCUCCAGCAGGAGUGGAGACCUCAUCUUCAUCAUCCUCGUCAGCCGUGGGGGAAAGUCACUCCAUGCGUCCAUCCAGACAGACCCCCAGCGGCAGGGGCAAAAGAAGCAGCAGUGUUUCUACAGCGCAGGCAAAUCCCAAAAGAAAGAUGGCUGACGUGGAGGAAGAAGAGGAGCAGGUGGAGAAGAAGUUCCGGAAGUGUGAGAAGGCAGGAUGCCCGGCUACGUAUCCUGUGUGUUUUGCCAGCGCGUCAGAAAGGUGCGCGAAAAACGGCUACACGUCUCGAUGGUACCACUUAUCCUGCGGAGAGCACUUCUGCAACGAGUGCUUCGACCACUACUACAGGAGCCAUAAGGACGGUUAUGAGAAAUUCUCCUCCUGGAAGAAGCUGUGGACAGGAAACGGGAAGAGUGAACCUAGUCUGAAGGCCUUCAUGGCGGAUCAGCAGCUUCCUUACUGGCCUCAUUUCUGCUCACUUCUGGUGGUUUCUCUUUCUUUCUCUCCGCACAUUUAUCCCUCACCACUCCUUUUGUGGUCUUUCUAUCCUUAUUUCUUGGGUCUUCUCGAACCUGUUUCCGCUCUCUCUCUUCAGGUGCAGUGUACGAAACCCGACUGUGGGAAAUGGAGGCAGCUCACUAAAGACAUCCAACUGACGGCGUCUCUGGCUGCAACGUACCGCUGCGGAAUGAAGCUCAAUAACAUUAAAAACGAAGGACCGGAUCAGUGCUCUCAGCCUGAGGACAUGAGAGUGGCUGGAGUGGGAGACAGUUGGUGGUCAUCCAUGUUGAUUUUGCCCCCGUUGUUAAAAGACAGUCCUGCUAACCCUUUCCUCACUGCUUAUUACCCCGACUGCGUGGGCAUGAGCCCGUCCAGCUCUCACUGUGAUUUACGGCCUGAGCAACGCCGCAACAUUCAGCCGCAGAUCCCAGGUUUGUGCCCGUACUUCCAGCCCUUCUACCAGCCCAACGAGUGCGGUAAAGCCCUGUGUGUGCGACCAGACAUGAUGGAGCUGGACGAGCUCUACGAAUUCCCAGAAUUCUCCAGGGAUCCCACCAUGUACCUCGCUCUACGCAACCUCAUCCUCGCCGCUUGGCAUCGAGACUGCAAGGAGGCUCUGACGCCGCAGAAGUGCGCUCCUCAUGUCAUCGUCCGGGGUUUGGUGCGAGUGCGCUGUGUGCAGGAGCUGGACAGAGUUCUGCACUUCAUGACCCGCAAAGGUUUAAUCAACACCGGAGCUCUUCUGGCCAAACAGCCUCUCCUCCCAGAGCCGUACCGCAACAAGAAGGUGUUGGUGAUUGGAGCAGGAGCUUCGGGUCUCGCCGCUGCCAGACAGCUGCACAACUUCGGCAUGCAGGUGGUGGUGUUGGAGGCCAGGGAGCGAAUAGGAGGGCGUGUUUGGGACGACACUUCGCUGGGCGUCACCGUGGGUCGAGGUGCACAGAUCGUUAACGGCUGUGUCAACAAUCCCAUUGCUCUAAUGUGUGAACAGCUGGGAGUGAAGAUGCACAAGCUGGGCGAGCGCUGUGAUCUGAUCCAAGAGGGCGGUCGAGUCACCGAUGUCGCCAUAGACAAGCGCAUGGACUUCCACUUCAACGCCAUACUAGACGUGGUCUCCGAGUGGAGGAAGGACAAGUCACAGCACCAGGACGUCCCGCUCGGGGAGAAGAUCCAGGAGGUCUAUAAGACGUUCCUGCAGGAGUCGGACAUUCGCUUCAGUGAGCUGGAAGAGAAGGUGCUGCAGUUCCAUCUCAGCAACCUGGAGUACGCCUGUGCAAGCCCACUGGAACAGGUUUCUGCUCGAUCGUGGGACCAUAACGAGUUCUUCGCUCAGUUCUCAGGGGACCACACACUGCUGACUGCAGGCUAUUCCACUCUGCUGCACAAACUAGCCCAAGGCCUCGACAUUCACCUCAACACUGCGGUGCAGUCUGUGGAUUACUCAGGUGAUGUAGUGAAGGUCAGCACCACCAGCGGAACCCAGUUUACUGCUCAGAAGGUGUUAGUGACGGCUCCUUUAGCUCUUCUGCAGAAGAACAUCAUCCAGUUUAACCCUCCUCUUCCAGACAGGAAGCUCAAAGCCAUAAACAGCCUGGGGGCCGGAGUCAUCGAGAAGAUUGCACUGCAGUUCCCCUACAGGUUCUGGGACAGUAAGGUGCAGGGAGCGGAUUAUUUCGGUCACGUUUCCCCGAGUCCGGAGAAGAGGGGCCUGUUCAGUGUGUUUUACGACAUGAGACCAAAGGGAGAUCAGUGUGUGCUGAUGUCGGUGAUCACAGGAGAGGCUCAGGCCAUGGUGAGAGACCUGGAGGACAAGGAAGUGGUGGAGCUCUGCAUGAACGUCCUCAGGGAACUCUACAAGGAGCAGGAUGUUCCAGACCCGCUGAAGUACUUUGUGACUCGUUGGAGUAAAGACACAUGGUCUCAGAUGUCCUACAGCUUUGUGAAGACCGGCGGCAGCGGGGAGGCCUACGACAUCAUCGCUGAAGACGUUCAGGGGAAGAUCUACUUCGCCGGAGAGGCCACAAACCGACACUUUCCUCAGACGGUAACCGGCGCGUAUCUGAGCGGCGUACGAGAGGCGAGUAAGAUCGCAGCACUGUGACACAACCGAAGGACUGAGACGUUCAAUCCGACGUUCUUCCACGACUCCUCUACAGCAGGUGUUUCAAACUCCAAUCAGGAACUCUUACGGGUGUGGCGAUAUUUAUUACUGUAGCAACAUUGCACGCAAUAUAAUGUACCACAUGUACAUUACCCCACGGUGUCUUCAUCUUUGGAGUCUUGGAAAAGAUAAGAUGAUAUCUGUUCAAUUUCUGAAAAUGACCUGUUCGAUGUCAUGGAACUUUUCGUUAUUUGGUGAGAAUUUUGUCAGUGUUUCACUCUUUUCCAACUGUUUUUUUUUUUUUUUUUUUUUUUGGUGAAUCAUUACUGAGUUAAAAGUGUCCACACAAAUUACAUGUCAAUUUUCACAUUAAACAAAACAACAGAAAUAUUCCUCCUGAAGGAAAAAUAAACAUUUUGCCCACACUUAUAUAACAUAACAACAUAACCUAAUCAAGCAUUUAAAGAAAAAAGUUUAAAAAAAGGUUGUUUUUUUUUUUUUAAAUGUAAUAAUUGAUUUAGUAAGUUACACAUUUGUGACAGCACUGUUGGUUGUAAUGAGUGGACUUUUUCAGUAUGCAUUGAUCUGGAUAAUUUACUGUACUUGCUCUGAAUAUGGCUGAGUCCUGUCAUUUCUGUAUGAACAAAAUUGUAAUAUAUACAUACUGUAAAUUAUACUGGUAUUUGACUUGUUUUGAUUUUGUUUUUGUUUUUUUUACAUAAAUUAUCUGAACAAA